This is a messenger RNA of Phaeoacremonium minimum UCRPA7, 333 nucleotides long. RefSeq names its product putative dna-directed rna polymerase iii subunit rpc10 protein. Gene Ontology annotation, cellular component: RNA polymerase III complex. Bases 1 to 333 code for a protein of 110 amino acids. Gene Ontology annotation, molecular function: nucleic acid binding; DNA-directed RNA polymerase activity; zinc ion binding. The transcript has 3 exons. Gene Ontology annotation, biological process: DNA-templated transcription; termination of RNA polymerase III transcription. NCBI's taxonomy places the organism in Eukaryota, Fungi, Ascomycota, Sordariomycetes, Togniniales, Togniniaceae. The record is from RefSeq and is a predicted model, not a curated record.
AUGCUGCUCUUCUGUCCAACCUGCGCAAACAUCCUCACCGUCUCCGCCAUGGCCACUGGCAAUAACCGACUCGAGUGCCGAACGUGCCCCUACGAGUUCGCCAUCAGCGAGCCCCUGUACUCGCGCCGCGAGUUCACCCGCAAGGAGAAGGAGGAUGUCUUUGGCGGGCCAGGAGCCUGGGACAAUGCCCAGAAGCACACCGUUCAGUGCCCCGCCGAGGACUGCGACGGUAACGAAGCUGCGUACUUUCAAGUGCAGAUCCGCAGCGCCGACGAGCCCAUGACGACGUUCUAUAAGUGCAUGAAAUGCGGUCAUCGUUGGCGGGAAAACUAA